AUGAGAACAGUUCCUUCGGAUACGGUUACAACUCCCGCCACAGUCCCAACCACAGUCACAAUCCCAAGCACAGCCACAGUUCCAAGCACAGCCACAGUUCCAAGCACAGUCACAAGCAGUGUAAGCUUUUCUAAAGUUUCGUCAUCAUUUUAUUCUUGACAGUUGCAAAUACCAUACGAGUUUUUUCUCUCUCCAUCUCUCUUUGUCAUUACACUAUACAGCGAUUCUCAGACUGUUCUCGCCACACACGAUGAAAAUAAGUCAAUUUAAGAUGAGAAGUGAGAUGACGAAAAAACUAUCGGUGACAUUAAUUUUUUUUUACAUAUGGAGUAGCGAAAAUGGGUGAACAUUUUUUUUUUAAUUUUUCGUUCACAACUUUGUUAAAACUAUGGUUUUGACCUGAAAUCUUGAAGAAGAAAAUCGAAGAAAUUUGGAAGAAGAUCUCAAUGAGCGCAUCUAUUUUAAACAUCUUUUUCUGUCUGAUCAUUUUCGAUGCAUGAUCGGAAAAUAAUUUACCGUGUCAUGCCCACUUUAACAUCCGAAUGACUACUCUGGAGCGCCGUGGCUUGACUAUGCGUUCCCUACAGGUUGCAUAGAAUAAUUUCCAGGAAGAAAAAGAGUUUUCGAAAAAUAAAGACUAAAUGACAUAUAUAAAGUUUCUGUUCUUCGUUCCUGAAAUGAAUGCCACCUUUAUUUUUGGAAAAGAAUUAGUGAUAUACUGAAAAAAAAAUUUUUUUCAGUGAUGUAAUGAACAUUUCGGGUGAGGCAAUUUUUUUAGACCAAAAACAGAAAUCAAAUUUUUUCUGCAGAUGACUGAGUCGACAACAACUUCGAUGGAAGUUACAUCAACUACUACAAUGACUACUACUACCACUAGCGGUAAAAUUAGAAACUAUUUAUAACUUCGUGAAAAAUUCGAAAUGAGUCAAUUUUUCAGGAUGUCCCUGCACCACGGAUUCGUUGAAAAUAGAUCCAAACAUGCCAGACGAAUACCGGCCGGUUAUUAGGUGAUUAAUUAUUUUUUUUCUCUAAUAUUAUAAUUAUUAACGAGUCUAGAAGUGUUUUAUUUCAAGAAUAGUUUCAUUCUCGUUGAAAGCAAGGUCUUACUAUCCUUCGUCUAGUUCUUUUGUGCCUUGUUUAUCCAGUUACGUCUCGACAAGCUAAGAAGGUAGCGGAUGUUGUAGCUGGAGCCUUUUGAAAACUUAACACGGAAUUUUUUGUUAUUUCAGUGGAAACUCUUGCUCGGCAACAUUUACCUGUACUUCUCCCACUCAAAGCUGCACGGCAGUGUUUGUGAGUCAUUUUUUUUUAUUUUUGAAUACUAAAAUUUUUUUUUAAAAACUAUAAUUUGAGAUUGACAAGAGCAUUUGUCAGUGGGAAAAAUUUUUUAUUUAUAUUGCAUUCGAAAUCGGCAGGUCACCUGAGAAAAAAUCAAAUCCAAAGAAUGAAAAUUUUUUUUAUCAAGCAUUUGAAUAAACGCACAAAGUCAAUUUUGGAACUUUCAGAUCUACGUUACCAUUCCCCCUCCAGAGCCAGAAACCUUCAGAGACGCCCCCUUAGUGUCAACAAUCAAUGUGAUGUGCAACACUGACGGCAUUUGGUUUUUUGAUAGUCUAGGAAAUCCUUUCACCCAGUAAGUUUCAAGAUAAACUUUUCUGUAAAUUAUAGUAGUCGUGAUAAAAAUUCGUAAACUUUUUAUAAGUUCUUCUGAGGAAAUUAUCUUUGAUGACAACAGAAAAAAAUUAAAUUUGAAAGAGACGAAGAAAAAAAAAACGAUUAUCCGAAAAAAGGCAAAGCGUGUUGUCCAUAGAGCAACUUCUCUGCAAAACGUCCUUUUGGCGGGAACUCAAACUUUUUUCUCUGCGACUUUGAAUUAUUUUUUUCUCUAAAUUUAGGGAAUUCUUUACGUUUCCAAGUAUGCCGUUCGACAGGCAAGACAGAGCUCUACAAGUUAGCAUAUUUGUCUCCAAUAUCAGUUUUACUGCCAAUAUGUCUUUAAAAAAUUUCAUUUUGUUUGCAUCGAACGUUUCGCAUUUUUUUAGACAUAAUCGGACUAAAUAAUGCAGUUUUCAUUUACUUUGAAAAAGAUCUUCAAAAAAAGCUUCAUGCAAUCUGCACAAUGCUUUCCCAAAAAAACUGAAAAAUAUUUCUGGUGUACUUUCAACCGAACGCGCUCUUUCUGAAUCGGUUAAUUAUCCGUCCUAGUUGGAUAUUUCCAACGGAAUCCUAGAAAAAUUCUAAAUAUUCUUAUUUGGAAUUCAAAUAAAUUUUCAAGAUUUUUGAUGAAGAACUGUAAAUGAUUAGGAAAUGAAAAAAAACACUGACAAAAGAAAAUUGAAAAAAAUUCAGCGCGGAAUAAUUUCAACACCAAGAAAUUCACAAAGGUUUCAUAUUGCUUUUGCGAUAAACUUUAGCUCAUUAAAAACAGAAAAGUUAGUUUUUUUGCUGUAGUUUUUUUCAGCUUGAGAGGGAUUCAUGAAAUCAUUCCGUAUCUAAUUCUAAUAUUUACUAGAAAAUUAAAGUACUCACUUAUAGACUUGGGCUCUCGAAAAAAGCUCUCGAGCUCUCGAAAAAAAAAGAGAUUAUCUGCUUUACCAGACAGGCUUCUGAGAAAAAGUUUCUCGAAGAAAUCCGGGGAGAGUCCUGUACGCGCCUGGACUUUCCUCUCUCCAUCUCCGAGGUGGCAUGGCGUAGUGGCUAAAAGGCCAGUCUCAUGAUUGAUCUUUUUGAAUCGCUACCGAAGGCAAAUCUUCUUUUGCAUUUUUUUUUUUUGAAGACAAGGAACUCUUUAAAAGUCAUAAAGUUGAAGUCAAAGCGCAAAGCCGCGUCUUAAAAAUAAAAUUAUCUCUAAUUAUUUUAUGAAAACUUCACAGCGGAGAGUAAAAAAAUGACCCCAUUUGUCUUUGUACGCUUUUAUAACUAUAUUUUGCAGAUUCAACGCCCUUUCCUGCCUUGA
This is a messenger RNA of Caenorhabditis auriculariae, 2956 nucleotides long. Lineage: Eukaryota; Metazoa; Nematoda; Chromadorea; Rhabditida; Rhabditidae. The record is from the annotation of a GenBank genome assembly.